ACCCGCCGCGAUGAAACCCCCUUGACUUCUGGGAACCGCUAUGGCAGCAGGGAAGAAGAGAAUGAAGAUCCCAAUGACCUUCCUUCCAAUGAAGGGGAGGAUGACGAGGAGUACUCCGAUGAAGACGCGGAGCUUGCAGCUAUGGAUGAAGAAGAUGACGGCCUUUUGGGGAUAUCUGGUAAUCCGCUCACACCGCGCAUAACAUCCCAGAUUAUCAGGUAUUUACUUCAGCGCGGAGGUGGGCGAACUUGGUAUCUUGAACCUGGGGGAGCCACGGAUCCUGAUGAUGAGUGCGAAGAAGAACGGCCCACGGCGGUUGGGUCUCGAAGAUGGUUCCCUCAAGUCACGGUGCCCUCGAAAGUUGGACAACGACUCCUGGCUGGUGGUGAAUUCGGUAGAUUGGGACCAUACCUCCGAAGUAGGGAGUCAUCCAAUGCAUCUCUAGCUAAGAGAGUUAGAGAUAUGCGGACAUCACCAGGUCGUUUCGUAAGGGAGGACCUUUCGCGGGAUUUAAUCCCCAAUACAUCUGGUACAAUCGCGGCUCGGUACGAAGCCAAUCCGUAUUGUGGCCAGUACUCUUCCGAUUCAUCUUUUUAUUACACAUGCGUUCAAGACUUCCGCCUGCACAUUUAUGAUGCCACUCACCCCCCAUCGCUUGCGGUGUCUGGAGAUCAGUCCGAGGAUGAGACAACAAUGAAGGAGACUAAGACCAUCAACGCAGUGCCAGGAAAUUGGACUAUAACCGACUCACACCUAUCACCCGACAACGAGAGAAUGAUUUAUUCCAGUAUCACAACAACAGUCCACAUGACUAGGACUCGAGAUUCCAGUAAUGAACAAAUACCGAUCCCUCUCGCCGAUGAGUUCAGACGGGGCGUGAGAGGAUAUGUGCCAGAUUUUGGGAUCUACUCCUGUAGGUUCUCCGCUGAUGGAAACGAAAUUAUUGCAGGGGGAAGUGGGAGUAUAUUUGAUGAAAUUGAACUGAACGAGAUCGGAAAUGCAGUGUAUGAUUUGCAGGGAAUGCGGAGAACGGUGCGUAUUUCCGCACACAAAGAGGACGUGAACAGCUGUUGUUGGGCAGACACGGCUAGCGGAAACGUGUUGAUCAGCGCUUCCGAUGACACGUUCCUGAAGGUUUGGUGGGUUGGACGGUUUACUGGUCCGCUUCGGGGUUCCAUCGGACUGAUUUAGGGUCUUCCGCUCAGGGAUCGCCGUUCUCUAGAAGCGCACGCAAACCCAGCUGGCGUUCUCGUCGGCCACACGGAAGGUAUUACAUAUGUAUCCCCUAAAGGGGAUGGACGAUAUGUUGUCUCAAAUGGUAAAGAUCAAACAAUGAGGCUAUGG
Cantharellus anzutake is the source of this 1344-nucleotide messenger RNA. RefSeq lists its product as uncharacterized. NCBI's taxonomy places the organism in Eukaryota, Fungi, Basidiomycota, Agaricomycetes, Cantharellales, Hydnaceae. The transcript has 7 exons. The record is from RefSeq and is a predicted model, not a curated record. Gene Ontology annotation, molecular function: protein binding. Gene Ontology annotation, biological process: proteasome-mediated ubiquitin-dependent protein catabolic process. Gene Ontology annotation, cellular component: Cul4-RING E3 ubiquitin ligase complex. Bases 142 to 1191 code for a protein of 349 amino acids.